AUCGUAGCUCAUAAGCUCAAUGUCAAAUGCGCUUUAGGCGUUUAGGUAUUUGUUUACGUUUAUCAUUGAUUUGGGAUAAUUAUCAUGACCGUUUCAACAAUGAAUAAUUAAUUAAUUGGUUGCUCUAAGGUGUGCGAAUUAAAUUUUUUUCAGAUAAAAAUAAAUCCAAAAGCAAUGGAAGAUGAGGAAUCUGCAUCAGCGAAUUUGUGUAGAUACUUUGACAGUAGUAAACCCACUAUUUUUGAUGAAAUUGUCUCAUCCAAUAAUCCAGAUAUUUUCACAAUGAAUACGACUACGUUUAAUUUGCCCUCUGGGACACCAUCGGGUAAUAUUUUUGAGAAUGAUUCUCCGUUCGAAGAUCAAUCCAGCGAGCAUAUAUCCAUCAAUGAUUUUCAUCGCGAUGCUUGGAUUCCUUCUGACAAUACUCGAAAGACACUACGUGCAAUUGCUACCUCUGCUCACGGAGGUAAUCAUCUAGAUAGGGAAAAUCUGACGAUGCCCGGGCUUGCUUUAGACGAAGAAAUGUCAGAUCCUAUAAAAGAAGCUGUGACAUAUUUUUUAGGUGAAGAAGAGACGUUAAAUAGGACUGUCUCGACAUUGUCGGAUGUUACGCAGGAUGAGAGAGGUUUACGUUCCUUAAUUAAAGAAAAGUGUUAUAGAGCGGCGAUAAAUUUAUCUGGGAGACUUCUUGCGGUGUAUGGUCAAGGCUACGGAAGGAUAAAUCAUCCGAGUAAACACACACCCCAUUCUCUUCAGUUGUGGUUCACAAGAUUGGCACUGCUGACAAAAUUAAAGCAAACAGAAAUAUUGGAAACCGAAUCCACACCAUUUCAUAACCUCGACAAACCAGACAUGUACUUUAUAUUUUAUCCAGAAUUAUACGGUACAAGACCUGGUUCCAUGGCGUCAUUUGCAUUUAGACUGUUACUGGCAGAAAUUCCAAUGUACUGUGGCAAAGGGAAGCGUGCCAUUGAUAACUUGUACGCAGUCCUUGCUACGAUAAAAAAAAUUAUUCGCAAUUUAGAAAGCGGUUUGUCCGAAGAAGGUGGAAUCGCCAAGUUUAAUAAGGAAGAGAAAGAUAAUUCUAUUCGGCUGUGGAAGACAAGGAAAUGCAGGACAUUGGUAUCGAUAGUGAAUUGUGCCUUUUCAAUAAAAAAUUAUGUUCUCACGAGAGAAGUACUGGAGCAGCUUUUAAAUUCAUCCGAGUGGAAAAAGAGUCAAAUCGAGAUUCUUAACUCAGCCAUCGGUAGGCUAUAUUUGUCUUUAGGAGACGUUACAGCAGCUGAAAAACAAUUUACUAUGCUUGACAGGGACAAUAAAAAAAAUGACAUUAAAGAGCUUGUAAAUAAAGGACUUAUGGCAGUGGCUCAAAAUACUUUUCAAGAGGCAUUGAACUACUUUAAGGCAGCAUUAGAAUUUGAUCCAUCCAACGUAAUGCUACUAAAUAAUAUUGCAGUGUGCUUGCUUUAUAUAGGAAAACUCGAAGCUGCUAUAGAAUUGAUGGAAAAUAUGGUGACUGUGCAGAAUCCAGCGAAAAGCUUGCAAGAAGUCGUACUUUCAAAUAUUUGUAUACUGUACGAAUUACAUACAGCUCAUAUCAAACAAUCAAAACUUAACUUACUUAAGCAAUUAAAUAGGUACAAUGGAGACGCGUCAAGCAUUCAUUGUUUGAAACUCACCAUGUAAAAGUGGUUUUAAUGUAAAAAAAAAUUAGCUAGUAUUGAUAAAUUUUUAUUUAA
Ceratosolen solmsi marchali is the source of this 1739-nucleotide messenger RNA. RefSeq names its product trafficking protein particle complex subunit 12. Gene Ontology annotation, cellular component: Golgi apparatus; TRAPP complex. Gene Ontology annotation, molecular function: protein binding. Lineage: Eukaryota; Metazoa; Arthropoda; Insecta; Hymenoptera; Agaonidae. The record is from RefSeq and is a predicted model, not a curated record. The transcript is spliced from 3 exons. Bases 175 to 1686 code for a protein of 503 amino acids.